CCCACACCACGUUGUGCAACCAUAAACAUUAGCUGUGUUUAUUUUUAUUGUGCUUCAGCUUGGAUUUAUAUAACAGAAUGAUUGUCCAUAAAUAUCGUUAGAAAUGAAUGUUGAAGUUAUCCUGAUAAUCAAAUUAUCAUUACUGCAAUCCAGUCGCAAAACAGUUCUUAGAAAGCGAUUCUACACGUGCUGACUCUAAACAAAGAAAGGUCAUCGCGCAAUAACAUUGUCGUUCAAUCUGGGCGUGUCAGGCAAGAGGUUGGUUUUCCAGACGACAGCACUGGAAAUCAAAAUAAUGACUCUUUCCACUAAGAACACGGAAGAUUUGGAAGUGAAUAUGGCAGCCGAAUGUCUUGUUGCUAUGUCACAUUCGUUCGGACGAGAAAAUAGGUCAACAGCUGAUGAUAGAUUUCGAAUGGCGGAAAACGUAAUCAAAACAGAAGUUGACAGCACUUAUUCGCUCGCUCGAAUUCUGACGGAUCUCAAGAAAACAAAACAGGAUCAUGAUGAAAACACACACUUUAGUUCUUUUCAUUCGGACAUGCAUAAUUACAGCGAUAACAAGUUCCAGAUUGGUUCGUAUCCAGCGAAGGGCAGGUCGCGAAAACAUGUGACAGGAGACACGCCCCUUUAUUCUUACACAAUGAAUGAUGACGAUUUUGUGAUGGAUCAGUCGUUGAAUGGGUCGAAAAAACUACACAGAUGUGAGUUCAAUGGAUGCCACAAAGUCUAUGGGAAAAGCUCACAUCUCAAAGCUCACUUGAGGACACACACAGGGGAGAGACCUUUCCCGUGCACGUGGCACAUGUGCGGUAAACGAUUUGCACGCUCUGAUGAAUUGGCACGCCAUAAUCGCACACACACAGGUGAGAAAAAGUUCAGCUGCCCAUACUGCGACAAGAGGUUCAUGCGCAGUGACCAUCUCAACAAGCACGCCCGCCGGCACCCAGAGUUUGAGCCUGAGGUCCUCCAUCGGGGUCGGCAUGGCUCAGGGAACAGCACGACCAGUCUGGGAAGCACCGGUACCCGGGCACUGACACCCCUGAUGGAGCUGGGUAUCGACAUGUCGGAGGCAUCCAGUCCAAACACAUCACCAUGAAAACUAGUGAUUUCUGUAUUUUCAAGUUGAGGUAUUUGUCAGUGACAAUUGGCCAUAGUGGUUAAUGGCAGGUUAUCUGCUGAUACUGCUUAAUAAUGGAGGUCUGGGUUUACGAUUCUAGCCUAAUAUGAAAAAAAUAUUAGUGCUUCAGACUGGGUCUUUGAAACAUUCACACUCUAUGUGGCUAUUUUCCAACGAUGAAAUUUUGCAUCAAUUGUUUCUAAGUUGCUCAAUGAGGGCUUAAUUUAAACAAAGCACUCCAAAAUCAAGUACUUUUAAUUGUUUGUGUGGAAGUAAUAGCUGGUAAUAGCUCUUGAGUAAAUUGACGUGCAGUAUGUAUUCUUUGUUGGUACCUAUUGUUAGUUUUAUUUUGAUAUGUUAUUUAAUGCAUUUCUCACAAACUAAUAUUUGCAGUCAUUAACAUUUAUUGCGACUAAUUCUUUUUGAAAAUGUAAUGUAAUGAUUGUAUGUUAACUGGUUCUCUAACAGUAACUAAGUUGUUUUUGUUUAAUAUAAAAAAUUACUGUUCAUAUGUUAUUUGGUAUUAGCAAUUUCUUAACUUAACAUGCUGCAUUUGAAAAAUGACCUUACUUGUAUGUAAUUGUUCCUCUGAUUGUUUACAGAUCUGUGCAACUGUCAGUCUGUCAAUUCUCCGCAUCCUCAGUUUUAUAGAUGAAAUUUCCACUGUUUAGGCUCUGCAAUCUCAUACUUGAAAAUGUGUUAACCCUUUAUCACUUAGAUAAGUAUUUUGACUCAUUUGUAGUCCCUUAGAAAGUUAAAUUUAAAUUAAGGUCUUUUUUACUAGAUUCAAGUUUUAAAGGCUUCAUUUACAACCCUUAACUACUGAUGAGAAGCAAACAGCAUAAACACUGAACAGACUGCGAGUUACUCGCAGGCUGUUCUGGUUUUAUGCUGUUUGCAAAAGCCAUUUUCACUUUGCUUCUUAUGGGGGAAAGGGUUAAAAUAUGUUUGGAAACUUCCUGUAGCUUUAAAGUAUUCAAGUAUAAUAGUUGCAACUUUCUUUUUUCUUCACGCAUCAAUUAUGUAGAUAAUAGAGAAUCUACAUUUAUUGUUCAUUAUUGUAAUUACUCAAGUUUUGGACACUAACAUAAAAAAAAAACACUCUUGUUAGAAAAUUAAGAUACAGCAAAUAUUUUAAAAAUACUGGUUUUUGAAAAAUAAGACACAAAAAAGGUAUAGAUCCUCUCAAAAUAUUUCAUUGAGGACUGGAUACGGGUAUGAAAAAUGUAUAGCGUCAAUUAUUUAAACGAAUAAUAGCACCUGCUUUUAAUAUAGCACACCAUAUAGAAUCAAUUACUUUUAUAUACCGGUAUGUAUCACUAAAAGCUUUUGAGUGAAACAAAUUGUUUGUUACAGUUGUACAUAGUUUUUACCCAAUAAUGCAAAUUUAAUGGUAAAUGCCUUAAGCCAUUUGUCGUCAAGGUUUUAUGACCUUAAUCCAGUUGUAAAGCCGCAUGAUCUAAGUGCCACAAGAUAAGCGCAGCAGUGAAGAAUUCUGAUAAAAUAGCGUCAUAAAAAAUGUAAGAAAAUAUAGAGUCAUUAAUUAUGGACAAAAACUUGUUUGUCUGAAAAUUGAAUCAUGAACAAUAACAAUUUUUGUUUGCUUAAACAAGGGGUGCUGAAAAAAUUAGAGUGUCAGAAAACUUGUUGUUAUAACGGUAGAUGUUAAAAUAAAUGUAUUGCAGCAUUAUAUGAAUAUGUUUACUUAUUCUCAGGUAUUUAAAGUUGAUAUUACUUAACAUCUUUGUUAAACUGCAAUUUGUGUCUAUGCCUGAUGCACUGUGCAAAUCCUUUUAAAAAAAAAUACAAGAGAAUCAUUGAGUGACAAAAAUAAGUAUAUUUUUCAAGGAAAGUAGAUUUAAAGAUUAUUAUGAGGCUCAAAUGUAAAAAUAACUAUAAGUACCUAGCAGGAGUGAAUCUUUUUGACACCUUUGUAAACUAUCCGAAUUUACAUUUUUCUAUUAACAAAAUCAUGAGAUUGCAAAAUUAUUUUGAAAUUCCAAACUUAUUAUUUUUUCUUUCUAUAGAAGAGAAGGUGCUGUUAAGUCUUUAUUACAAAGAACCAAAAACUCCCAAGUAUAUACUCUGCAUAUUUUCCACAGAAUUCUGUAUAGUUUAUGGAUCUAAACUAACAGUUUGCAAGAGGGCUGCACAAUUAUUCUUUCAGUGCUCUUUGUAAAGAGGGCAUCAGAAAGUCUUAUAGGUCCAGCAUGCUUUUUGGGGGUCAGUGGCUUUCAGGUUCCUGCCAUUUUAUACUCCUCGUACUCUGUGAAGGAAACUGACUAUGUAUAAAAAUUGAUAUUAUUAAAUAAAGAUAUUUUAUUAUGAGAUGGUCCAGAUAUACUGUGUUAUAUCUUUGAGAAUCAAAAUGUAAUUUUGAAGGUCUUUCCGAAACACUCUCACUGUGCCAUUCAUCAGAACAGGGCAAUAUGUUCAUGUUUCCUGUGCACCAUGCAAGAUAAUAUUUUUAUCAUUCAAUUCUUUUUCAUAGACAUGUGCAAAUCAAGCAAAAACUGUUCAAGUUCUAACAAUUUAUACCUGUAGAACAGUGCCAAGGAAAAUAAUAUUUAUUACUACAUGUUGUUUGCAAUUGUAAAAUAUAUACUAAAUGGCAUUCUGUGUUGCAUUUCUUGUGGUAAUAUAACUAGUAAUAUACAAAUACAUGUUUAAUGAGAAUCAAAUAAUUAAAGCAUAAUUCAUAACCAUCAUUUUAGUAAAAUUAAGUGUUAACUAAGUGACAUUUUGUUAUUUGAAUUCUGCAUUUAUCAUUCUAGCAUUUUAAAGGGUGGAAACUCUUCAUAGUAAUGUACAGUAUUUUUAUCAAAGUUUCUCUCCCUUGAUUAUGUACAUUGCGUUAAUUUGUUGCAUACAGUUGAAUGUCAGACUUGAUGUAAAAGUGUGUCAUUGUAAGUGACUAAGCUGAAUAUGAUUGUUUGCUGUUUGUGUAAUUUACCUAAAGUGUAUGUGUCUUAAUCUAGAAAAUGAUUUCCUUCUUAGCAAGUUUUUACUCUUGCACUACUUCUGCUGUUUUCAACUGUCCACAUAUUAUAGAGGCUUUUUCUUGGUUUUGGUAGAUUAUGGAUUUUAAGUCACUUGUGGUCAGAACAAUUAAUAUUUUAUAUUUUCAUUUUCUAUGUUCAUGCGCCCAUAGAAAUGGAUAAUUGGGGAUGUUCACAGGAAUAAACAUGUCAUGACAUAAAAUAAGGAGAAUUUAAUUAUUAAUUAUUAAUUAUUUUCACUCUUUCUUCUCACUAUUUGAAACAGUGAACUGUUAAUGUAUUCUUCCUAAAAGUUUGAAACACUCCUCACUAUAUCUUUUCUUCUUUCGAGAGAUUUUCUGUCUUGUUAUUAAAUUAUAUGCAAUGUGAAAUUCAUAUACAUGUACCACUUCAAAAUAAUAUACAAGAGAUAUUAUGUAAAAGCACAACUAUCCAGCCUAAUGUUGAUUCCGACAUAAACUGUGAUUCUAGUUUCCGUGUUAUUAAUGAGUGUGAUUAACCUUUGUUAAGUUUGAUGUCGUAACAUUUAUCUUUGAAGAUUUUUUUUACCAAUUUGUGUGCUUCAAUAUAUUUUAUAAUAUGUUAUGUUAUGUAGUUGUAUUAUCUUUGAUGUAAAUUGUCAUUUUCAUAGAAUUCAUUUGUGUGCAGUUUUUAAACAAAGUCGAAUUUAAACAAUAAACAUGUUAAUACUUUUUUCUUAAAACAGAAAUGGCAUAUUGCCUUCAAAUCUCUUUUUGGAGUGCUUGUCAACUUUUGACUUAUUUCCCCCCCAAAUCAUGAUUAUUACCGGUUAAAUUGAAGCAAUAAAAUUAUAUAUUGUUAUAUGUAUGCCCCCCUUUAAAGAAAAGGGGUAAAUUGUUUGGCUGGAUGUUGGUCGUUCGGUCCAUGGACCAGUUCGUUUCCAAUCAAUAACUUGUGAACGGAUUGACUAACUGGCUUGAUACUUCUCAUGUGCGUUUGCCUUUGUGAGUAGAUUACCACUAUUGAAAUUGGGGUUACUAAGUUUAAAGUCACUGUCACACACGAGGUCAAAUUCAUUGUCACACUUAGAGUAAAAAUUGUUUCCGCAGAGCCCUUGUCUUUCUUGAGUUUAUUUCUAUUUAUGACAAUCUCUACGUUUAACUAUCUAUAACGUUAUCUCAUUCUGUUCUCCCCCUUUUGCGGGAUGUCGGAUAUUCCUUAUGGUUUAUGUUAAGAAAGUCAAAAUUGGCAUUUUGUUUCCCAUGGUCUGUCAAGCACCCAACACUUUGUUACAUGACACAUGCUAUUAAAAGUCUAUCAUUGUAGAAUAUUGCGUUUAUUUAUAUGAUUGCCUGCACUAUUGGGCAUUAACUGAGUUUCUCCCUUGCUAAAUCUCAAGUUACGUCCUUAUUAGCUGGGAGUGAAAAAGGCCCUCUGGUAUGUUGUACAGUAUAGGGCAGGAUUUUAGUAAAAUGUGCUUGAUUGAAGUAAACUAUGAUUAUUUUUGUUACCUUACUAAGGUUGGAAUAGGCUACAUAAUUAGAAUAGGGUGACUAGCAGCCUUUAUGCUAUAUACAUGUAAUAAAUAUGUUGAGAAAAACAGUAAGGUAAAUGUAAAUAUUGAUGCAAUAUUUUUAUAUUGUAUAUACUGUAACAUCAUGUAUUUAUUUUCAUUUUGGUCUCAUUCUUGUAAAUCCACAAACUCAUGUUAUAUUGCAUUUUAAUAUAAACAUUGACAAUGUUUUAUAUGACCAUCUCUUAGCUGCUGUUACCAUACCAGUAUGACUUGCCUAUAAGUAUGUACUAAAGAGGUACAAACUGUUGUAUAUACUAGGCAAAUGUUAUUUUCUUACAUUUACUGACAUAGAUAAAUAAUAUUUUGUUCUACUGAUUAAAUGUUGUAAAUAAUGUUUUCCGUGACAUACUUUGAUGAAUGUGAUUGUAUAGUUGUAUAUGAACAGUUUUAAACAAAACAUUAUUUAAGUGUGUAAUGUUUAUUUUUGAAUGAAUAUUACUGACAAAGUACACGGCUGAAUCUGAUAAAAUGUUAACAAACUGAGAGCUUCUUAUAAAAUAGUGAAAUAAUACCAGUAAUCAUUAAAUUGAAAACUUGAAUUCGGGUUGUAAUCCCUUCAUUUAGAACUCUUUAACAACGAAUAUACAUUGAAAGAGCCACUGUACACCUGUUAUAAUGCCUUUCAAUGAACUGAAAUAACGGACACAGACAUGGUUAUGUUAUUUUGAGAGUUUUCUGUUAUGAGAUCUGGUCACAUAUGUGUUCAUUAUUAUGCUAUUCCAUUUCUAAAUGUCUCAUUUUAACGAUAUGAUUUCGUUAUUUUUGGUUUAUAUGUGAUUGUAUUUGAUUUCUAUGCUGUGUGUACUACUGUUACAGUGUAUGUUUUCAUGAAGAUGGAGAAAAUCUAAUAUGACUUUGUCUCCACAAAAUUGACAAUAAUUCAUUUUGCACAUCAAUUGUUAUCAUAAAACUGGAACUAAUCAGUCACUGUAAUCUUUGAUUACGAACCAAGAUUGUCUUUUCAGAACGGACAUUGCUACAUAUAAUAGUAUUUUUUCAGGUAUACAGAAGUUCAAAUUUAACUUUGGAUAAAAGCACCAGUGGUACACUUCAUUAUAACUAGAAAAAGGUGAACGGUAUGUCAUUUGGGUAUGGAAUAGAAGUGAAUAGAUCUCUUGAUCACAGCUACGGUAGUUAUCUUGUCAAUAGUCAUAUCCUUAUCUUGUGUUAGCCAAAUGACUGUGUUAUACUAUUGUUAUUUACAUGUUAUAUGUUCUGAUGUAAGUUUCACUGUGCAAUGCACCAGAUGAGUUGGGACCAGCUUUUGUCCGUCUUUCGUAAACGUUUCAUGCAAAUGAAAUCUCUUAAACGGCUGGGCAGAUUUUUAUGAAACUUUAGGAAUGAUUCUGGUGACCCUGUUUCAAAAUUAUUCAAGUCAUUUUGGGUUGGGUCAUAUGCAGAUCGCUUGAGCUAAAAUGGAUUUGGAAAAUUAAAACUUUAAAAAGUAUACACAAUUUACGGUAUGCAAAGCAUCCUACGGGAAAAUUUGGCCAUGUCAGUGGUCGGAUGAUAGAUAUUGAGUUAUGUAGUAAACUUAAACAAUCUUGAUAGCGCAUACUACGAUCUUUGAUAGUUAUAAUGUAUCAAUGAUAUGCUGGUGCUGUAAUUGUGAUGUUUGAAUGAAAUGCUUUAUAUUUAAUUACAUACCAAAAAAUAAUAAAAUUACUUCUUUGUAACACCAAAGAACUCGGCCUUAGUAUUUGGUAUUUGUUGGUCCUUUACAAAAGUUGUUAUAAUCAUGCACCUUGGUUUUAAACUUAGCGAGGUAAGGUGAGCAACGUAGAGCCAUGUUGGCCCUCUUGUCUGUGAAUACGAUGGUUGUUUGCAUAUGGUGUAAAGGAUCCAGUUUUCAGGAGUAUGUGAUUGCAUAUUUUCUUGUUCUGUUGGAUUGUUUUAUUUUUAUUUUUCAUCUUCUUUGUUAUAUGUGUCUGUGGAAAUAGAGGAGUUUUACAAUCAAAA
Messenger RNA from Dreissena polymorpha, 7615 nucleotides. RefSeq names its product Krueppel-like factor 9. NCBI's taxonomy places the organism in Eukaryota, Metazoa, Mollusca, Bivalvia, Myida, Dreissenidae. The record is from RefSeq and is a predicted model, not a curated record. The transcript has 3 exons. The coding region runs from base 296 to 1099 and encodes 267 amino acids. Gene Ontology annotation, molecular function: RNA polymerase II cis-regulatory region sequence-specific DNA binding; DNA-binding transcription factor activity, RNA polymerase II-specific. Gene Ontology annotation, biological process: regulation of transcription by RNA polymerase II.